Zootermopsis nevadensis is the source of this 2905-nucleotide messenger RNA. Lineage: Eukaryota; Metazoa; Arthropoda; Insecta; Blattodea; Termopsidae. The record is from RefSeq and is a predicted model, not a curated record.
AAUUUACACUAUUAAUGGUAGAAGGUAGAUUUAUAGGACGUUUAAGGAAUUGUAACACUCUUCAGUGCGUUAUAUCAAACGUGAGUAGUUGAACUAUGGAACACCUUCCUUUCAAUACUGGCCAGAUUCAGAUUAUUUUUGGUCCAAUGUUUUCUGGGAAAACUACAGAAUUAAUACGACGAUUGAAACGUUACCAGAUAGCAAAGUACAAGUGCCUUAUUAUAAAAUAUGCAUGUGAUGAUCGCUACAGUGCAAGUGACAUUGUUAGUCAUGAUCGUCAGUCAUUGGCAGCUGUUUCUGCAAGAAAGAUUACAGAUUUCGGAUUCAAAGUUCUUGAGUAUGAUGUUAUUGGUAUUGAUGAAGGCCAAUUUUUUCCUGAUAUAGUGGAGCGUUGCGAAGAAUUUGCAAACCUUGGUAAGAUAGUGAUUAUAGCAGCACUUGAUGGUACAUUUCAGCGAGUUGGGUUUGGGAACAUUUUGAACCUUAUUCCUUUGGCUGAAAAUGUGGUGAAACUUAAUGCUGUCUGCAUGAUAUGCUUCAGAGAAGCUUCUUUUACGAAGAGGAUUGGUAGUGAGACAAAGUUGGAGGUGAUUGGUGGUGCAGAUAAGUACAUGGCUGUCUGUCGAGAUUGCUACCGUGAACCUGUUGUGUCAAGAUCUCUACAGAAGCAAACAGAUAAUGAGGUCACAAAAAAUAUGGACGUUAUUAAUUGCAAGGUGUCACCUAAGAAAUCAUUGCUUCAAGAAGGAGCAGUAACUGUUUGCAUCUGAAGCAUUUUGUGCUUCAUUCUGCAAAAAUUAUUGUUACAUGUAGGCAACUAUUAUGUUAUGUGGUCUAAAUAUAUAAUAAGCAUGAAUAAAUUUUACACCCAUUUUAAGCUGUUUAUAAGAGUGCAUCAAAAGUUAAUGUUCAUAAGUCUAAAAUGAAGAGCAGUAAGAGGGAACUGCCAGAAUUGUUAGUUAUUAACAUGGAAUUUUGUGUGAAAUGGUCUCACUGCACUGUGAACAUUGACAUUUUGCUCUAGUUUAUUUGUUGGGUGAACAUAUUUUAGGUAAAUAAGUGGAUUUGCUCUGAAACCAGUGUUUACUGUGAAUUUCUAGUUUGAAAAUGGUGAUAGUGAUUCAAUUCAAUAACUGAGGUCAUGUUUGUGGCUGCUGUCCUUGUUGAACAUACCCUGUUGCCUUCAAAUCAUCAUAGUAGUUUCACUAUUAUUGUGGAUAGAUGGCAGUACGGUUGUAUGUUACGUCAUUCACCACGUGCGUGGUCAAUUUUUAACUUUGUCUGUGAUCUGUAUGUAUCUUUGUGUGGAAGCAUUUGUAUAGCUACGCCGUUGUCAAGGACACGUGGAAUAAGAUUUUUGAAUUUAGGAUGGUUUAAUGUGACCGGUGAGAUGUGGAAAACAAGUGUUUUGGACUUUCAAGGCACAAAUGGACAGUGUGAGUAAACUGCUGUUGAAUUCUAUGGUGGUGGUUGUCUGUAGUCUGGUAGAAGUAUACCGACGUUUCAGAGGUCCUUGCUGCCUACAGCCAUGUUCAGGCUCACCGCCGUGAAAACCCUAUAUAUUGAAUUCCUUACCGUAUAUGACUGAAAAGACGAAGGGAAGUCAUUAGCAUGCGUGAACUUUCACUAUCGGCACUCAAUAAAUAGUUCAACGUUGAUGCAUGUUUAUUCUGAGCAAAAACCACAAAAAUUUGAACAAUUGCAGUUCCAUUAACAUUUUAUAUGUAAGGCUCUUACAAAUAAUGUGCCCUUCCUUAAUAUGUUUUAUUUUGACGAUAUCUUAAAUUUAUCCUCUACUGCCAUCUUUAUAUAUUAUAACCUAAGCGUUUGUGACAUUUCGACAAUUAAAAUAUUAAGUUGCCAUGGACAUGUAAUAAAUUAAGGGCGGAUUAAUUCCUAAUGCUUGUUACCAUGCAGCACAGAAUGUUCUGUAUUCGUAGCUGCUAUAACAAAUUUUAGGGUACAGAUUAACUAAUUUUCCUUGACGUUUUUUAUGAAGUAUGAUUUUAUAAUUCACGGCGGCGAGUAUGAAGGUAACUGUCUUAUGAAUUGUGGCGCCAUGUAGUCUGGUAGAAGCACACAGACGUUUCGGAGGUGCUUGCUGCUUCCAUCAGGCAGCUCUGAAACAUCUACCAGAUUACAUGGCACUGUAACUCAUCAGAACACUCCAUGACAAAGUCGUCGACAAAUGUUGGCGUACAAUCAUCACUGGACCUUCCUGGUAAGUUACGGCAAUUCAUACUGCAAGGAAAUGUACAUUUGCCCAGAGGUGGCCCCUAAAAAUGUGAGGUCCAGUCAAUUUGUUAAGAAUGAUGCCAAACCACAUGCUUAUUGCUUACUUAGUCUUACGAGCAUUAUCAGGAUGUGUGGUAUGCUAUAAUCUAAGGUCAAUAAUGGUAAUCUGUUCAUGUUUUCAUGACUUCAUAUUCUCCAAACAAAUUGUUCUGAAUAGUACACAUGUUAAAACACUUUCUAUUCAGAUAGUGAACUUAUUGUUUCAUCCUUCUUUCCAUAUCAGUUCUUUGUGGCAUCUUUCCUAGCAUCUUGAUCUCAUUUUACCUCUUCAGUGUAAUGUUCAAAUUGUAUUUACAAAUCCUCAGUAUUAGUAAUAAAUACCCGUGUUUUUGCGAAGCUGCUGCUUAUAAAUGAAAACAGCAAGUCUUGAGAUGUGUUAAUAAAAAUUUGUUUUAAAUUUAAUCCUGUGAAAUGUUCCAUUAGUGACCAGUGUACAAUAAAACAUGGUUUACAAUAUGCAUGGGAAUAUCACAUUCCUUUGUGCAUUAUAUAAAGGUACAACCAUCCUACAUUAGAUGGUAUGUUUCAUGUAUUUGAUACUUUCUAUACAUUUUACUUUUGUGUCUGCAACAGUAAGUUCAAACUGAUAAUAAAAGUGUGCAAGUGUAAA